AACCCCACCCCCGGCGGCGAGGCCCGGCCCAUGGCUCGGCGUUCGGCGGGCCGGGGCCGGCCGCUUCCUGCCCGUGCCAGACGGUGCCGCGGGUAGCAGCGGCGGCUGUAGCUCGGCGGCGCCAUGCGGGACUACGAGGAGGUGUCCGCCUUCCUGGGCGAGUGGGGCCGCUUCCAGCGCCUCGUCUUCUUCCUGCUCAGCGCCAGCAUCGUCCCCAACGGCUUCAACGGCCUCUCCAUCGUCUUCUUAGCCGGCACCCCCGCGCACCGGUGCGCCGUGCCCCGCGGCGCCAACCUGAGCGGCGAGUGGCUGAACGCCAGCAUCCCGCUGGAGCUGCGCGGCGGCCGGGCGGAGCCGAGCCGCUGCCGCCGCUACCGCCUGGCCGCGCUCGCCAGCUUCUCGGCGCUGGGGCUGCGGCCCGGCUCCGACGUGGAGCUGGGAGAGCUGGAGCAGGAGCCGUGCCUGGACGGCUGGGAGUACAGCCGAGACGUCUACCGCUCCACCAUCGUCACCGAGUGGAAUCUCGUGUGUGACAACGACUGGAAGGGACCCCUGAGUACCUCCUUGUUUUUUGUGGGUGUCCUGCUCGGAUCUUUCAUAUCGGGACAACUCUCAGACAAGUUUGGCAGGAAGAAUGUGCUGUUUGCAACUAUGGCAAUGCAGACUGGCUUCAGCUUCAUACAGGUCUUCUCUACCAGCUGGGAGAUGUUUUCAGUGUUCUUUUUGCUGGUCGGCAUGGGACAGAUAUCUAACUACGUGGCAGCGUUUGUUCUCGGCACAGAAAUUCUUGGCAAAUCAAUCCGUGUGCUAUUCUGCACACUAGGUGUUUGCAUAUUUUACGCAUUUGGCUACAUGUUGCUGCCACUGUUUGCUUACUUCAUCAGAGACUGGCGGAUGCUGCUGCUGGCGCUUACUUUACCUGGGCUGCUCUGCAUCCCACUCUGGUGGGUCAUUCCAGAAUCUCCACGGUGGCUAAUCUCUCAGGGACGAUUUCAAGAGGCAGAAGACAUACUCCGAAAGGCUGCAAAAAUUAAUGGUAUUACACCCCCAGAUGUAAUACUUGAUCCUAGUGAGCUGCAGGAUGUGGAUUCCCAGAGACAACAGACAUACACCAUUUUGGAUCUAAUGAAAACCCGAAAUAUUCUAACUAUCACAAUUAUGUCAGUGAUUCUGUGGAUGAUAAUCUCUGUUGGUUAUUUUGGACUUUCUCUUGACACACCCAACUUGCAUGGAGACGUCUAUUUAAACUGUUUCCUCUCAGCAGUGAUUGAAGUUCCAGCCUACAUUAUUUCCUGGCUGCUGCUUCGAAAUCUCCCCCGACGGUAUUCAAUGGCUGCUGCGUUAUUCUUGGGAGGCUGUGUUCUUCUCUUCAUUCAGCUGGUGCCUUCACAGUUUCGUGCCAUAUCUAUUCUCCUCGUGAUGCUGGGGAAAUUUGGGAUCACAUCUGCCUUUUCAAUGGUUUAUGUUUACACGGCUGAGCUUUACCCAACAGUGGUGAGAAACAUGGGAGUUGGAGCAAGCUCCAUGGCCUCCAGACUUGGCAGCAUCCUCUCACCUUACUUCGUUUACCUUGGUGCCUAUGAUAGGUUCCUGCCUUACAUCCUGAUGGGGAGCCUGACCGUGCUAUCAGGAAUCCUGACUCUAUUUCUGCCAGAAAGUUACGGUAUGCCUCUUCCUGACACAAUUGAGCAAAUGCUGUUGGUGAAAGGAUUAGAAUACAGGCCUGCAUCUACAAGGAAUUCGAAGGAUGAAGAAGAAAAUCCAGAGAUUUUUAAGAGCACAGCUUUUUAAUGAAACUCUCUGCUUCCUGGUGGAUUGAAAGUUAAAUGGACUUUUCUUCUAAUAUUCCUUCUAGAACAGGCUAGUGGCAACACUUUUUCCUGCAAUUUUAACCUUAUUUAUAAAUUUAAGCACUGUGUUCCAUACAUUCUCAUUUUAUAUGGCCAUAAAUAGUGUGUAGCCUUCAAUGAGAUUUUCAGCCGCAUUAAUGCAUUAGUACCAUGGAACAAUAUCUGGUCAACCCUUUGUAAGUAAGUGUGUAGUUCAGCUGAACAAUACUUGAAAAUGAGUUCAAGGGCUAGCAGAGCACCUGGAUUCAUCAGUGAGCCUUCUCCAGAGCUGAUGCCCAUCAAGGAUUUAAAAUAGCUAGAGAAAGCUGCUAAUUGGUUUUGAUUCCUUGACUUCUGUCUCUGGACAGAAAACUUAUUUAUUAUAGUAAAGGUUAUGAAAACGUGCCUCUUUGUGAUCUUAAGUGACUUUACACGUGCUGAAUUUGUUAACAGAUUCAGAAAGAUGCAAAGAAAGAUUUUUGAGAAGGAAUUCUAACUUGAAAUGUUUUAACUCGGCAUAGUGGAAGGAUAGUCUUGCACAAAAUACUUGUAGCAUUGAAGCUUUGCUCACAAAAUCCACUGGAAUCCAAUGCUGGUUUUUAACUACGUAUGUCUGAUGAAGUUGUUUACAUCUGACACUGGAAUGUGGCCUGAUUCGAGGCUGUAUUUAUUUUAAAUGAUGCAAAAGGUUUCAUCUCUGUGUGUAGAGGGUGUUGUUAGUUUGGGGUUCUUCCUUUUUGAUGAGUGUUGGAAAUUUUCUGUCCAAAUUGUUUGUUUUUUAAAUGUUCUGUGCAAUUUUGGAUGGUAGAAGUGAUUCUCCUGUCCUUGUUCUGUCCUUUCCACAUACAUGCACAUACACAUACUAUCAAUAAUCCACGCAACUCCAUUGACCUCGUGGUAAAAUUUACCAAGAACAACAUUUACAAUAUGUUUGAGACCACUGGUUCUUGAUUCACAAGUGCCAACGGUUUGAUUUCUGUGGGGUCUGUUACUUCACUUAACUUGUGUUAAUUGCGUAUGUGAAUUUCUUAAAGAAAAAAAAAUCAUGUUGAAAAUCUGCCAAGAAAUUAUUCCUUGGGUCGUAGAAGCACCCUUGGCACUACCUGUGUUUCUUUAAAUACGUACAAUAUACACAUACAUGGAGUCUCGUUUGUGCCAUCCUGAACUUGCAUUACUUUAUACUGUGACAGAUGUGUAUGGUAAAAGCAUUUAUCUUGUGGCACUUGUUUGUGUUUUGUCCUGUCUUAUAACGACUGAAUAAACAGAACCUGAACCUGUAUAGUCAAAGCUGUUAGGGGCCUUACUUUCUAGGUGCAGCAGCGGUUCAUGCAGUUGAACAGCUGAAUUACCAGUACUCUGUAUCCUGUCCUUGCUAACCGGGCUGCAGCGACUGGCUUGGUGCCGUUCUGUGCCCUCCGGACUGCUCGUCUGGGAAGCAAGAAGGCAGAAACUCUGCACAGACUGCAGUCUUUGGGUUUGUGUGUUACACUCUUCCUACCAAUGUCUUAAGCCUACAGGGCUUGCUCUGCUUUCCCUGCAUCUUCUCCCCUAAUUGUUUGGUGUUUUAACUUCUGGAUGCAGCGGGAAGCUGGCCAAUGUCACCAGGCCACAGAAUGAUAUAGAGAAGCUUACUUUUGUCAUAGUGUCAGCUCUUUCGAGAAGAGAAAUCCCAAAGUUCCGGCAGGUUCAGUUUCAUUCCUGUUUGACAGAUAAAGAGGCAUUUGGCAGAUGAGUUUAAAAUGGAGUGCAUAAUUUGAAAAUGGUGCAUAAGUUGAGAGUCUGAAUUUUGCAAGCCUCACUGCACAUCACUUAAUGGCCUUGAAGUGAGCAAACAAAUGUCAGGAGAAUGCAUGAAUCAGCCGGGUUUGCUGGUGGUGUGAACAUCCCUCAUCCAAAAGUCAUGAUAGAAUUUGUCAGGUUUCGGACCUGGCACCUUUUCUGGAAAAUUUUAGACCGUAUUCUUACAUAUGCAACGAACUCAGUGCAAAUAUAUUUUUGUAAGUGUUAUCUCUUUUAAACUGAUAGGAACUGGAGCAUCCAGAAGCAGCUGCUUUUUUGUGUCAUAGAAGAAAUGUGAUCACCACAGGAAUUUGAGGCAAAGCACAGUUAGCUGCAACUUCCUUGUGAUGAGUUUGCCAAUGUAAACAACUGUGUCCCAUAAGCCUCUUCCUGUAAACUGUUUCAGAAAAUAUCCUGAGAUGUAAGAUACAAGAUACGUGCUUGCCUGACACAUGAUCUAUUAUAGAAAUUCCCGUUAAAGUCCAUCUAACAUCUGACUUACCUGUUAUUUUUAAUCCACUGUUUCAACCAGGUAUGUGCCUGGCAGCGAGUCUUUUGUUCUUGAAUAUUUAAGUAUUCUAAUGUUUACUAAAUGAGGACUGGGGUUUUUUUUUGUUUAUUUUUGGUGCGACCUAAUUGGGGAAUUUUCUGGUUAUGACUAACACUGCAAAACACAAUGCCAAGCUCUGUGUCACAAAAUACACUUUCUUCCUUGCUAAUCUUAGAAGUAAAAAGUGUGAGUCAGAAACAAUGUAAUAUAAUUAAUAUAGCAUCCUGGAUUGUUUUCUGUUUACUUUGCUGUCUGGCACUGAUCCUCAGGCUUAUUUCUAAAACAAGGAACUUGUUUUAAAACAAGGAACUUGUUUUAGUGUGUAGUCAGAAUCCAGCUACUAAGUAUUUCCAAAAGAACUCAAGGGACUAUUUUAAUAGCAUCAACAGGCAGGUGAUGUGAUCUGUGCAAGACGUAGAUUAAAUGAACCAAACCAGUAAUUAGCAGGUGUUAGAGUGACAUCAGUACUGGCAAAGAGUCAGAUCUACAACACUGACUGUGGCUGUGGGUAGCUGUGGAAUAAAGCAUUGGUGCUGCACAGUACCAUAGUUUUGGAUGGUGCUUGCUGACCGCAACCUUGUCAGGCAUGGCUUACUUCCAAACAGUAUUGUCUGGGGUGGUAUUUCUCUAUAGACGUGUUCUUGGCGUGUCACUUUGUGUUACAGGGAUGUGAAGCAGGACUGGGACCUGUUUUCUGAGACCCUUCUGUAAAUGGACUGCUCUUAUAACUUCAGACUAAAUGGUUGUGAUGCCCAUAACCUGCGUUACAACAGUAGAGACUUCUGGUUAGGUAAAAUUAUCUGCUGCUAGAGAACCGUGCACAUUACAGGAUCUUCACCAAGGAAAACAGUAUUAAGGCCUUGACCUGGGAACUAGGGUGUCUUCAUUUACAGCUCUUUGACUCUUUUCAUCACCUUGGGCAAGUUGCACAAUCCUGUGACUUUGGUUUCCUUGCAUGCAAGUGGAAAUACCGUUAGCUCAAAAGGUACCAUAACUUCUUCAGUCACUUGUUCAUGCAAAACAGUCUUAUUUCACGGAAUUUUCUGGUUCGACUCUCCAGACUUUGAAUGCAAUCCUCACAACAGCAUUAUCUGGUAUUUUAUCAUUCAGAAGCAGGCAGGUUUGGGUCACUUCUGACACUGCACUUUAAGAGGUGUGAACACCUGCUCCUGUGCUUCCAAAUUACGGUUUGAAAGAAGACAGCACAGGGAGGUGGUGCAUAGACCAGAACGGGACUGCAGUAAGUCAGGCCAAGGGUUGGGGUUUGAAUGCUUAUUCAUGUUAUUUUAAUUGCACAACCCUUUCUCGGUUUUAUACGAAACUGCCUUCAGCCUGCUGCCUGUGAGGAGGAGCAAUAUUUACAAACAACUUUCUCUGUGUACCUAUCUACAUUGUAAAAAUCGUUUUUGUCCGGGAGACUUCCAUUUUGGGAUACGGUGAUACCAAUACUGAAUUGCUGGGCUCAUGGAAUCUGAGGUGAACGUGAGUUACACCCACCUCUGUUUACAGCUACUCACGUUUCUUGGUCUCACCCAUGGGGGCUGUUCUUGGUUGUGCUCUCCAGAGGCCUGUGCACCUGAGCACAGUAGGCACCUGCAGAAGUUGUUGGGACUGUCUCUGCGAAUAAACUUGUAUUUCACUAUUUGUAGAAUAGGGCCCUAACUUGCAAACCGUUUUCUUAGAACAUAGAAUCAGCUUAGGCAGCAUACUGCAUUGGUUACACGUGCCUUUGGGAGUACUUCAACCUCCUAGUGAUGGCCACAGCCUUGUAUAUAGAAACACAUGGAAAUUUCUUCUAAGAAUGUAAAUAUUCGUAGCUGUAACUAAAUUGAUUCUUACACUUUUUUUAUAUAGAAAAAUGCUUGUUGUUUGUAAAAUUCUGAAUAAAGUCCUAUCUGGAAUUCUCUUUAAAA
Messenger RNA from Cygnus atratus (black swan), 6071 nucleotides. Its product is annotated as solute carrier family 22 member 5-like. The coding region runs from base 124 to 1791 and encodes 555 amino acids. Gene Ontology annotation, biological process: transmembrane transport; carnitine transport. The transcript has 10 exons. Lineage: Eukaryota; Metazoa; Chordata; Aves; Anseriformes; Anatidae. Gene Ontology annotation, molecular function: transmembrane transporter activity; ATP binding. The record is from RefSeq and is a predicted model, not a curated record. Gene Ontology annotation, cellular component: membrane.